Molecule: messenger RNA, 1847 nt
Organism: Phoenix dactylifera (date palm)
Lineage: Eukaryota; Viridiplantae; Streptophyta; Magnoliopsida; Arecales; Arecaceae
Product: MLO-like protein 1
Biological process (GO): defense response
Cellular component (GO): membrane
Source: RefSeq, a predicted model, not a curated record
CGUCAUCGACCCGAGAUUUCCAGACCACAAAACCCCAUCGUCCCUCUCUCUCUCUCGCUACGUUCGUCUUUUCCGCUUCUUGCUCUCGGUUUGGAUUUGUGCGUAUCGGGCUUGAUCUCUUUCUCUCGUUACUGACUGCUCUCCUGGAGGGAGGAGGAAGCGGAAUGGCCGGGGGAGGCGGAGGCGAAAAGGACGAUAUCCUGCUGGAGUUCACGCCCACAUGGAUCGUCGCCACCGUGUGCUCUGUAAUCGUCUUCCUCUCCCUCUUCGUCGAGCGCUUUCUCCAUUACCUCGGAAAGGAUCUGAAGAAGAAGAACCAGAAGCCCCUCUUCGACGCGCUACAGAAAGUUAAAGAAGAGUUGAUGUUGUUGGGGUUCAUAUCGCUGCUGCUGACGGUGUUCCAAGGGGCUAUCCAGAAUAUCUGCAUCCCCGAGGGAUGGACCAGGCACAUGCUUCCCUGCAAAAAGGAGUUGGAGGAGGCUGAGACGACGGAGCACUUCAGCUCCGCCUUCUUUGCCGGUGUUCUCGGAAGCGGCCGACGGCUGCUCUCUGGAAGUGGACUCGGGGAGGAACAUUGCCAAAGGAAGGGAAAAGUCCCAUUGCUAUCUCUUGAAGCAAUACAUCAGUUGCAUAUCUUCAUCUUUGUUCUGGCAAUCACUCAUGUGGUUUUCAGUGUUCUCACCAUGCUUUUGGGAGGAGCACAGAUAAGUCAGUGGAAACACUGGGAAGAUUCAAUCCAGAAAGAAAUUACAGGAAAUGGGACAGCUUCCCAAAAGGUUACCGAUGUGCAACAAUUUGAGUUUAUCAGGGACCAUUUCAAGGGUAUUGGCAAAGAUUCACGGAUCCUAAGUUGGGUGCAUUCUUUUGCCAAGCAAUUCUGUGGUUCUGUAACUAAAUCGGACUACACCACAAUGAGACUGGGUUUUAUUACGACACAUUGCAGGGGCAACCCAAAAUUUGAUUUCCAUAAGUAUAUGGUGCGAACCCUUGAAGCUGAUUUCAAGAAAGUUGUUGGUAUAAGUUGGUACCUUUGGAUCUUUGUGGUCAUCUUCAUGGUGCUGAAUGUUAAUGGUUGGCAUACAUUUUUUUGGGUAGCAUUCAUUCCUUUGAUUCUUCUGCUUGCUCUUGGCACUAAAUUGGAGCAUGUCAUUGCUCAGUUGGCCAAUGAGGUUGCUGAAAAGCAUUCAGCAAUUGAAGGUGAUCUGGUGGUCAAGCCAUCAGACAAUCACUUCUGGUUCCACCGGCCACGUAUCGUACUGUACUUGAUUCACUUCAUCCUCUUUCAAAAUGCCUUCGAGAUUGCAUUUUUCUUCUGGAUACUGACUACUUAUGGCUUUCGUUCCUGCAUCAUGGAUCAUGUUGGUUUUAUCAUCCCCAGACUUGUGAUUGGGGUCAUCAUCCAGCUCCUCUGCAGCUACAGUACUCUGCCACUGUAUGCCAUUGUCUCUCAGAUGGGGAGUUCUUUCAAGAAGGCCAUAUUUGAUGAUCAUGUGCGAGAGGACCUUGUUGGCUGGGCUGAGAAGGUAAAGAAGCGGAAGGUGGCAAAAAUGGGCAAUGGUCAUGCUGGAUUAAGCCGUACACCAGCAGAAUCUUAUGUCAAGAUUGAGAUGCAGGGAGUGGUUGGGCAGAAAGUAUAGGGGGAAGGUGGGGGACAUGCUCACCCAGAUAUGUCAUUGGUAACUAUUCCUAAGACCCAUUAAUUGGCCAGCAACCAAGAUAUUGUAAUUUAUACGCCAAACUUAAUAUGUCAGCGUACAUUCAGAACAAGUUUUGCAUGUGUUGUAUAUAAUACACCCGAGGAUGCUGCUCACUGAGUUACCAAUGAAGAUUGAAAUAAUUUACGGGCA